Molecule: messenger RNA, 720 nt
Organism: Closterium sp. NIES-65
Lineage: Eukaryota; Viridiplantae; Streptophyta; Zygnematophyceae; Desmidiales; Closteriaceae
Source: the annotation of a GenBank genome assembly
AUGAACAAAGAUGCGGAUGUUGCCUCUGCUGGAACCGAGCCCGGUCCGACCGUGCUGGAUAAGGACAAGGUGGGGGAGCACGAGUCGGUGGGGCUGGUCGGUGGCUCUCCACCUUCUGGUGGACGGGGGAGGCGUAGGCAGAGGAAGAGUGAUGGGGAGGACGAUUAUGACACCGUCGUGCCCGGGGACCUCAUUACGCGGGCGAAGAGGCGGCAGACGACAGGUAGUGCUGACGACGCCGGAGGCGCGGCAGUUGGGAUACCGCGAGGCGCCAAGGAAGCUAGUGGCAAGGUGGGCGGUCAAGCAUUGCGCCAGAAGGGCCGACCCGCAGCAAGAAAAGCAUCCGGCGGAAGGAGAGGCAAGAAAGCAGCGACGGGAACAAAGCCAAAACGGGGCGAUGAAGACCUCGGUGAUGCGGAGGAGGAGGAGGAUGAGGAGGAGGAUGCGGAGGGAGAGGAGGAUGAAGAGGAAGCGGAGGAGGAUGACGCGGAUGUUGGGGAGGAUGAAAAAGAUGAGAAUGAUGGCGGGGAGGACGAAGAGGAGGAGGAGGAGGAGGAGGAGGAGGAGGAGGAGGAGGAGGAGGAGGAGGAGGAGGAGGAGGAGGAGGAGGAUGAGGAGGAGGAGGAGGAGGAGGAGGCAGAGGAGGAGGAGGAAGAGGAGGAGGCAGAGGAGGAGGAGGAUGCGGAGGGACGGGAACAAAGCCAAAACAGGGCGAUGUGA